AUGAAAUUCACGGCCGUCACAGUCCUAGCAAUCGCUGCUUCAGCGUCUGGAUUCUCAUACCUUGAAAAUCUUGGAAGUGCUGCCCCAGCAGUGUCCAAUCCUGUUUCGUCGAAUAAAGCACAAGACGCUCCUUUCUUUUUCACAAACCAAGCAGAGGAGACUGGCGACAGUGCUCCUUUCUUCUUCACCAAUGGAUCCACUGAGGCACAAGCCGCACAAAUGAACGGAUCAGGUAUUCAAUCAUAUCUUGAUUCCGUUCCAAAGCAGAGUGGAGUCAGUGGGCCUGGAAUGACUUCUUAUUUGGACACUGUUCACAGAAACCCUCCAGUCGGAGGAGCAGGUAUCACGUCUUACCUUGACUCCAUGAGUGGAGCUGCUCCAGCACCUUACUCUCCUCCUGCUUCUACAGCUUACACUCCUCCAGCACGUCAAGCCAACACUCCUCCUGCCGCUGCCGCAUCUACCCCAGCCUUCAGUUCGACUCCACCAAGUGGACGAGGAAUUGCUAGCUACCUUGAUACUGUUCCCAAGAACCCUUCUGUCAGUGGACCAGGAAUCACUUCUUACCUUGAUAGUGUGCCCAAGAACGCACCUGUCAGUGGACCGGGAAUGUCGUCAUACCUGAACACAGUCGGUGGUGGAUCUGGUGGAUCAGCACAAGCGUACGCUGCUCCCGCUGCGUCGACUCCAGCUGCAUCUACACCUGCUGCUGCUGCCCAAGCUGCCCCAGCCUUCAGUUCGACUCCACCAAGUGGACGAGGAAUUGCUAGCUAUCUUGACACUGUCCCCAAGAACCCAUCUGUCAGUGGACCAGGAAUCACUUCUUACCUUGAUAGUGUGCCCAAGAACGCACCUGUCAGUGGACCGGGAAUGUCGUCAUACCUAAACACUGUCGGUGGUGGAUCUGGUGGAUCAGCUCAAGCCUACUCUGCUCCAGUCGCGUCUACUCCAGCUGCAUCAACCCCAGCUGCUGGUCAAGCUGCCCCAGCCUUCAGCUCUACUCCACCAAGUGGACGAGGAAUUGCUAGCUAUCUUGACACUGUCCCCAAGAACCCAUCUGUCAGUGGCCCAGGAAUCACUUCGUACCUCGACAGUGUCCCCAAGAAUGCACCUGUCAGUGGACCAGGAAUGUCGUCAUACCUGAACACUGUCAGUGGAUCUGCUCCAACGCCCUAUUCUCCUCCUGCUUCUCAAGCCACUCAAGCAUACUCUGCCCCCACACCCGCCCAAGCUGCUCCUGCUUUUGCUUCGACUCCACCAAGUGGACGUGGCAUUGCUAGCUACCUUGACACCGUUCCCCAGAACCCUGCCGUUAGUGGAGCUGGAAUUUCUUCAUACCUAGACACCAUCUAA
Messenger RNA from Cylindrotheca closterium, 1353 nucleotides. The record is from the annotation of a GenBank genome assembly. Lineage: Eukaryota; Bacillariophyta; Bacillariophyceae; Bacillariales; Bacillariaceae.